AAUUGAGUUGAAUCUAUAUUUUGGACCUCAAUAAGAAACGUUUGAACCCUACCAAUAGUAUUUAGAUGUUUUAAUUAAUUAAAUCUACUUCAAAAACAAUCCAUUAAAGAUGGAAACAUGGAAUCGCCCCAUUAUGCACCCUUACCAACACUAGAGGGAGCCAUUGGAACACAGAGUUACUCGCAUGCAAACACGAUCACGUACACACAUCUUGUCCAGCUCAGCUUGCUGUAACCGGCUGGGAGUCCGUCUCCGAGUUGACACCCUCCCAAAACCUCGGCAGCAGCGAAGCUGCACAGUCGACAUGGCAAGAAAAUAUAGCAACAGUUUUCUACAGAACGAUGAAGUUCUUCCAAUUCUUUUGGAAUAAUACUCAUCACGAGAUGUGAUCCCAUAUCCACAAUGUGUGAAGAGAUUUAAGAACGAUUGAGUUCGGAAAAAAAUUGAUUCCAGUGGAAUCUUUCAUAUAUCUCUAUAUAUAUAAUUAUAUUUUCUUUUUGUGUUAAGUCUUACUCUCAUCCCAUUAACCUUUAACCAUGCCAGUUCAAGCACCACAAUGGACAGAGUUUCUGCUGUGCCCGAUCUGCACACAAACAUUCGAGGAAACUGUCCGAAGGCCGAUCAGCUUGGGCUGUGGACACACUGUCUGCAAGAUGUGCCUGAACAAGCUGCACCGAAAGGCCUGUCCCUUUGACCAGACAGUUAUCAGCACAGACAUUGAGCAGCUACCUGUGAACACAGCGCUGUUGCAGCUGGUGGGAGGCCAGGUUCCAAAGGCUCAGCCAGUUGCCUUGAUUACCAGUCCAGAAGACUCACAGAAUUAUGAGGUGGCCAGGCAGUGUGUGGAGGAGCUGGCCCUUUACCUCAAGCCCCUCAGUAACAACCGAGGUGUGGGUCUGAGCAGUACAGCCCAAAGCAUCCUGAGUCGACCCAUGCAGAGGAAACUGGUAACUCUGGUCCACUGCCAGCUGGUGGAGGAAGAGGGCCGCGUCAGAGCCAUGAGAGCUGCCCGCUCCCUCGGUGAACGAACUGUCACUGAACUCAUCCUGCAGCACCAGAACCCACAGCAGCUCUCUUCCAACCUUUGGGCUGCUGUCCGUGCUCGAGGAUGUCAGUUCUUAGGUCCAGCAAUGCAAGAGGAAGCUCUUAAGUUGGUCCUCCUUGCUUUAGAAGACGGUUCUGCUUUGUCCAGGAAAGUGUUGGUUCUUUUUGUGGUCCAGAGGCUGGAACCACGCUUCCCUCAGGCCUCUAAAACUAGCAUAGGCCACGUGGUGCAGCUCCUCUACAGGGCUUCCUGCUUUAAGGUCACCAAACGUGAUGAAGAUUCGUCUUUGAUGCAGCUGAAGGAAGAGUUUCGUACUUACGAGGCUCUAAGACGUGAGCAUGACUCUCAGAUCGUGCAGAUAGCCAUGGAAGGUGGAUUACGCAUAGCACCUGACCAGUGGUCUUCUCUGUUAUAUGGAGAUCAAUCUCACAAGUCUCACAUGCAGUCUAUAAUAGAUAAGCUGCAGACCCCAGCAUCUUUCGCCCAAAGUGUCCAGGAGUUGACAAUUGCACUGCAGAGGACCGGAGACCCAGCCAACCUGAACAGGCUGCGGCCCCACUUGGAACUACUGGCAAACAUCGACCCCAGUCCAGACGCUCCUCCUCCUACGUGGGAGCAGCUUGAGAAAGGGUUGGUAGCAGUGAAAACGGUGGUACACGGCCUAGUUGACUUUAUCCAGAACCACAGCAAGAAAGGAGCUGACCCUCAACAGCCUCCUCAGCACAGCAAAUACAAGACCUACAUGUGUCGUGACAUGAAGCAGAAGGGAGGCUGUCCUCGUGGAGCCAGCUGCACCUUUGCUCAUUCUCAGGAAGAACUGGAGAAGUAUCGUAAGAUGAAUAAGCGUCUGGCAGCCCGCUCAGGUGUGCUUCUGCCAGAGGAGGGGAUCCCCCUGGAAGCAGGUGUGACCCGGAAGCCCUCUCCCCUCACCAAUGGCAGCGGGACACCAAAUUUACCCCAACUUAUCCCUCGUUGCACCGACACUGUCCCAUAUAAGAUUUUGACUGAUCCCAUGAAGAUGGAUGGAAGAGGUUCAAACGCUCCAGGAUCACCACCGGAUCCCCUGGGCCAUGGACCAAAAAGUCACAUGCCUAUCCCACCUCAUGCCAUGGGCCACCCACGGAUGCCAGCAGAUCACCUCUCAACAGUGAAGCAUAUGUCUGGGGUACCCAGAGGUUCACCGGUGUAUCCUCAGCGACACCCUGACCUGUGCUAUGACUCUCGCCCACCACCUGCCUCUCAGUAUGAGCCCCCUCAGUACCCCCCGGGUUACCCAUACCAACCUUCGCCCCAGUAUGUUCAUGGGGAGUUCAUGCGUAACCCUCCUCCCCCAAGUGAGUCAGGACUGCCUUACCAAGACCCCUAUGCUAACUACAACCACCAAGAGCAUAACUACCAGGCCCCUCACUCCAGCCAGCAUUUCCCGUAUCCCCACCCUCCCUAUGACCGAAAUCCCCCGGGCUCCUACAGCCGCCCACCACAACCCCCACAGCCUUAUCCGUCUCAGAGGGACGACCAUGUGAGAAUUCAGAGUCCAGUCCCUCUAGACGUUCCCCCGCCCGCAGCAGGACAGGCUGGCUCCCUCUACCACCAAGAGACAAGUGCCCGCGAUCGCUACCCACCGGACGGCUACUAUGCACCAGGAGCCCAGCCUCCAUCAAUGAGGCCUUUUGUCAAGCAGUCACAGCCCAGCCUUGACUACCUGCAUCAACGUCGGCGGGAGCUGCUAUCACAGCUUGAGGAAAGGAAAGUCAUCUCCCCGCCGCCAUUCGCCCCCUCGCCCACUCUCUCCCACACCUUCCCCAGCGAUUACCCCUCUGAGUGUUUGCACGGUGAUGAUGGCUCCAAACCGAUGAUGAAAUUCAGAGAGCCCGACUAUGCGGGCCAGUACUCCCCUUGGUCCUGUGAAACUAUUGGUUCAUACAUUGGUACAAAGGAUGCCAAACCCAAAGAUGUUAUGGUUACUGUUCCUAUGGACAUGAUGAAUGUGGACGCGAAGGGUUCAAGAGAUCUAUCCUUAGAUGUUCCACGGAGGGGCACAGAAGUGAAAGAUGACGACCCCAUUAUCCCGUUUGGACCCCAGCCCACUGUGUCGCGCUUUGGUGCCAUCUCUCGCACUUCAAAGACAGGCUACCAGACCAAUUUCCCUGUGCAGACAAUGCCCUCCGCCCCUCAGAACCCCAGCUCUAAACACAUGGCUAUGUCAGCAGAAUACUCGUACGGAAGUCAUGGCGCAUGGAGUGGGCCUUCAUACCCCUCUCAACAAACCCCCUCCUCUCAGGGACAUUUCAGUGACCGCCUUGCCCCUGACAGAGAACAGUUAAAGAUUGAGCUGCAGCAGGUUAACCAGCAGAUCACCCAACAGACUCAGUUGCACAAUAUGGAGGCUGCCAGUAACUCUCUACUUAUGCAGAGGGAAGCUGGUCAGAAUGCACAGCCCAGCCAGGGCCAGACAGCAAUGCCUACACAACAGCAACAGCCCAAGUGGCCAGCAGGGGGAGCUAGUGCAGCAGCCGUCUCCAGUGAACAGCUCAGCCUGGAGCUCCACCAAGUGGAGAGAGAAAUUGGCAUGAGAACCCGUGAGAUGGCUAUGCAGGAAAACCAAGUAAGCCAUGAUGUUCAACAGUACAAGAUGAAGCCUGCAGAGAACGGACAACCGGAGCACAAGGCUCAGCUGGAGGACAUUUCCCUGGGUCUUGGCGAGGUGUCCAAUGGUUCCAGCAAUCUGCAAGAAAGUGCAAUGGGCGGGUCCAUGCUGGCGCUGACAAACAAGACUUCUGCUUUGAGCCUGUGUUCUGAUCCAGAUGCUGCUGGUUCAGAAAUGCAGAAAAAUGGUGUCCAUUCAUGCUCUUAAGAAGUACUCAUCUCCACACACAUGCAGAUUUUAUGAACACACAAAAGUCAAUUAAAAAGCAGGACACACACAACCGUUCUAUUUAGAAGAUGAGCAGUAUCUGCCGUGAAGAAUUUUCUUUUUUUUUGUUCUGUGAAUGAGCUUUUUUUAAUGACUUUCCUUGCCUGGAAACCAGAGCAUAUGAUAACAUUUGUGUAUGUUAUUUUUUCUUUAAUUGUUUUGUAUUGGGAUUAGAUCAGCAAAGCUUGCGAUUGAUAUAUACAAGAAGAAAAAAAAAAUGAUGGUGAUGUUGACAGUUGUUAAAGUAGAAACGGCCAUUGUAUUUUUGAAACACAACAGACGAGGCAAAGUUUUAGACUUCAUUAGUUUGGUUUGGGUUAGACGCUUUCCUGUGAGUGACCAGUUAAAUGUAGCGAUUCACAAGUUAACUAGCAUUGUCCUGUCACGUGCUCGGAGGAACCGUCACAUGAUCUACAAAGGUAUUCUAGGAAUGAACAGACAUCCAUGGCUGGGUACUCGCCCCCAAAAUCGUUAAGAGGUUCUCCAGACGUAGAUUUCUGAGGAGGGAAACAUCAUCCAGACUGUACCACUUACAUGUUUUUUUGGGGGGGGGUCUUAAAGGUUGUACUUUAUUUCUCACAUGCAAAAUCUUUUAAUUAUUCCUGCAUUUUUAUAAAAACACAAUAUCUGUUCUUAUUUAGGACAUUAAAUGAAAGCAUUCUGUUUUAAAGAUUGCGGCAAAAACAAUAAAAUGCCAUCUUAAUUGUUUUUUUUUUUGUAAAAGAAUUCUUGGAGCUCAGGUGGAGCACUCUGCUGGUCUGUAGUUGAAUUCCUCACCCCUCGGUAGGUCACGUGUCCUCGGGCAAUGCACUGAAUUUCACUUGCCCUCAAUGUUAGGCGGGAGAGAAAAAAACACUCAAUUAGUUUAAAGAAAAAGAAGUGCCUCAUGCAAAAAAAAAAAAAAAUAAAUGAAAUUAAAAAUGUUUUAAUGGGUCAUCAGAAGCUUCAAAAUCAUAAAUUUUUGUUUUCACCGGUUUAAAUUCUCACUCUAUUACAGGAUUUUUACAUUUUUGUUUACUAAAUGUGCAUUUUCAGGGUUAAAAACCUCCAAUAGUCGAUCAUUUCCCUCCUCAGAGCGUCUAAUCUGGCCACAUGAAAAGCCUCCCCAUUGGGAUCAUCUUGUCAUAUGUUCUCCUAACUUCUAUGAAGUUGCCUUUAUUGGUGUUGCAUUGUUUAAAACUUCAUUAUUUUUUGUCUUGUGUUUUACAUGAUUAAGAUUUUGGGCGGUGCAGAUAACCACAUUCAAGCGUUUUUUUCUGUUUGCAGCUGGAAGAAAAAAAAAAAGACAGAUCUUCAAAAAGCUCCGUGCGUUUAUUGUAGUUCUUUAAAUGUCAAAACCAUUUAUUUAUACAAAACCUUUUUGUGUAACGUGCUGUCACCAUCACCAUCAUUACUUAUUGCUCUUUCUCCAUUAAAUAUAAAUUGUUUACUGCCGAUGCUCAACAUGGAGCUCUUUGCCUUUUUGUAAACAGUUAGAAACCUGCUGAGAGCAAAGCAGUCUUUGGGAUGAAACGGUUAAAAGAUAGACUCUGUAAUUUGGUCAAACAAGGGGCCCUCAGAAACGGACUUUUUUUAUAUAUAUAAACCCCCAUUAACUAAUGAGCACAUUUUAAUAGACACAAAUCUUUUUGUGUCUGUCGUGCUCAUCGGUUCUUGAUGGGAGCCAACUUUUCAGCAUCAUGAUGGCAAAUUUUUACUUUUUUUCCCCCAUCUACUCUUAAAGCCUUUGGCUGCUCUUGCUACAUUUUUUAGGUACACAGCUCACUUAUACAUACAAGUAUGUAUUCAUACAUUAAUAUACUAAAGCACUAUUAACGUGCCACCUCUUACUCUACUUGCUCAGCAUUUAUAUUAAAUGAUCUCUACUUAGAAUCCUUUUUUUUUUGUUUCUUUUUUGCCGUGUGCGUGUUUGUAUUCUGUCCAGUGGUUGCCAGCACAGACUUUAUCCUUUUCAAGAUGAAGGACCUCUGUGUUUAUUGAUGGUUGUUCACUUAAUCUUUUGUGUUCAAACAAAGAUGUUCUUUAUAGGCUAUGAUUUCAAAGACGACAAAAAUCUGUAACUUCAGAAAAUUUAAAUGGAAAUAUCUUGUGUGUGCUAGACUGUAUUGUAGAAAUUGUACCCUGAUUCAGCUUUUUUUUAUUUUAUUUUUUUUAAUUUCCUUAACUCCCAUGAAAGUGUGCUGUACCAGUUGAUAGUGUUGAGGAUAUAGAACAGUGUUGGGGGUUGCCAGUCACUGCCUCAAAAAAGGAAAGGUAAAUCUGACCUUUUUAUUGCUUUAUUCCAUUGUUUCUGCUUUUGGAGCGUAAAAUCCCACAAAUCCAAACGUACGAGUUACAUAGAUGGACUCAAAAAGAUCCCAGUCUUGUCCUCCUUUCAAAAAAAAUCCCCAAACUGAAAUGGCAACAAUACUUUUUUGUGAAUUUUUGUUUUCUGCUUGUUUUGCAAUAGUUGAGUAAAUUUACUGACCUGCAAGUCUUAAUGCAUCGUCAGAUUUUAUUCGACAGCUUUAAGAGUGACUUGAGUGAGGCAAACUGCUUAAGGUGUUGUUUUUUAUUUUAUUUUUUUUAUAGGUAGUUGCUUAAAAUGAUUCUACCAAAACUUACCAUAAAAUAUAAUUUAAGGAAUAGGGCUUUAUUAUAAAUUGGCUAAAUUAAUUUAUGAUAACUUAAAUACGAGUCAACCCCAACUACAGAAAAGCUGAUUACAUGUCUAAGUACUAAAAUUCCUUUAGGAGAAUCUCCUCACAGUAACGUACAGGGAUGUUUACUACAACUGUGUGAAGAGAGUGAGAUCUUAAAUUAAAACCAGCUUCAAAUGACCUGAGGGAUCGCUAUUUACCUGCUUAGAAAGGUGCAAAAGCUGUGUACAGUGGUGCAUAGAAAUACUUUUAGCACAGACUCAUCUGAAGUUGUACACGCAUCAUUUUGGUUCUUGAAAAGAUAGAAAGACGUACUUUAAUUUCCACAGGGCUGCAUGGCGUCAAUGAGAAAAAGGAUCUGUGUUCCAGUCUUGUUUGUUUCUGAGUGGAACUGCGGCCUACACCUCUUCCAGACAGUCAACCCCCCCUUACCCCCCCCACACCUUUGACCACUGACCUCUGUUACUGCUGUUUAAGGCUCACAACGUUUUCCCAGACUUCCUGGGGAAAAUUCACAAAUGGCUUUUUAUAUGAUGAAUCCCUUGUAAAAUAUCUCUUAAAUUAAGGUACAGGUUUGAUUUCAACAAGAAAAAAAAAGUUUUUAUAUGUAUAUUAUACUCCAUUAAGGAAUGUCUAGAAUUAUCUUCCUCCAAUGUGGAUGUAGCCAUUAUAAUGCCAUUUUAUGACUUUGUAAGAGAAUUCACUGUGUGAAAAUUGGUUUGCAUUUUUGUAUAAUACAAUCUGCUUUUUUGUUUUGUUUGAUAUGAGAGGGAGGUCAAACUGGAUGUUUUAUUAGAGGAAAAAAAGAUCCUGUUAAAUUGAGUAAACACAAUGUAAAGUAUGUGCAACAGUGAUUCUAAGCUGAGGGAAAAGAAUAAAUGAUAUUGCUAACUCUUGA
This is a messenger RNA of Oryzias melastigma (Indian medaka), 7496 nucleotides long. It is a transcript of the gene rc3h1b, whose product is annotated as ring finger and CCCH-type domains 1b. The coding region runs from base 537 to 3899 and encodes 1120 amino acids. Gene Ontology annotation, molecular function: metal ion binding. The transcript is spliced from 20 exons. The record is from RefSeq and is a predicted model, not a curated record. Lineage: Eukaryota; Metazoa; Chordata; Actinopteri; Beloniformes; Adrianichthyidae.